Molecule: messenger RNA, 2135 nt
Organism: Chenopodium quinoa (quinoa)
Lineage: Eukaryota; Viridiplantae; Streptophyta; Magnoliopsida; Caryophyllales; Amaranthaceae
Product: cytochrome P450 710A11-like
Exons: 1
Coding region: 437-1984 (515 amino acids)
Biological process (GO): sterol metabolic process
Molecular function (GO): iron ion binding; oxidoreductase activity, acting on paired donors, with incorporation or reduction of molecular oxygen; monooxygenase activity
Source: RefSeq, a predicted model, not a curated record
AUUAAUUAAUUAAGGUCGGUCAAGUCACCAUUCUUCUUUGGCAUUCCAUUGAAAAACGUUUCCAGCUCAAAACUUCUGACUUUCUCUCUCCUUAAUCCUCCUUCAUCUUCCCACAGCUUUAGUGAGAGAAGGAGAAAGGUCCAAAUUCCUAAAUUAAACUUUUUUUAUUUUCAUAAUUAUAAAUAAAUGAAAAGUGCUCUCCCAAAUUCACAUUCUCUAUUUGAAUCAAAAAUAUUUCAACACCCUUCUCCUUGUUUUUCUCCUCUCAAAACCGUCCACAACACCCAACACUGUCCCACAAAAAAAUUGUUGUGGAACACGCCUUAAUAGGUAAAAACCCGUAUCCAAACGGCUAAAGCUAAACCUAUUUAACCCAACAACCAAAAUAAAUUUGUUGGUCUUUUACAUAUUAUCAUCAUCAUCUUCCCACGCCGCCAUGAACUACCACAUUUUAUCUGAAAUUUGGGGUGUUCUUAGGUUGGCGGCUCCAUAUUUGGCAACAUUACUCGCAUCAAUAAUUCUAAUCGAGCAAAUCGUCUACUUGAGGAAGAAAUCAAGGUUACCAGGGCCAACCCUGGUACUCCCAUUUCUCGGUAAUGUCGUCGGGUUAGUUCGGGAUCCGGAGAAAUUCUGGGACGAGCAAGCGGACUACGCCAAAUCAACCCCUCUCGGAAUAUCCGUCAAUUACAUCAUCGGAAAGUUCAUCGUUUUCAUUCGAAACUCCGAGAUGAGUCACAAGAUAUUCGCCAAUGUCCGGCCUAAUGCAUUCCAGCUAGUAGGCCACCCAUUUGGGAAGAAGCUAUUUGGCGAGCAUAACAUGAUCUAUUUAUACGGUCAAGAACACAAAGAUCUUCGACGUCGGAUAGCGCCGAACUUCACCCCGAAAGCGCUGGCUACCUACUCGAAUAUCCAGCAGGUAGUUAUACUCAAGCAUCUGAUAAAUUGGAGUGAAAAUCAGUCGCAUUGUCCGGUUGGGCUGCGACUGUUGGCGAGAGAAAUGAAUCUAGAAACUUCUCAGAAUGUUUUCGCCGGGCCGUAUUUAAAGAAAGAAGCGCGUGAGAGGUUUAAGGUUGAUUAUAACUACUUCAAUGUUGGUGUUAUCGCUCUGCCACUUGAUUUCCCGGGUUUCGCGUUUCGAAACGCGAGGCUCGCGGUGGAUCGACUCGUCGAAACGCUUACGGGUUGUGUCGAGGAGAGUAAGAAGAAGAUGGAGAAGAACGAAGAGCCUGAGUGUUUGAUUGAUUUUUGGAUGCAGGAGAUGGUGAGGGAGGAGAGAGAAAUGGAACAGCCGUCGCAAUCUCCGCCGCCGAAUUGCAGCAACCGUGAGAUCGGAGCUCAUGUGUUUGACUUUUUAUUCGCGGCGCAAGAUGCGUCGACGUCGUCGCUGUUGUGGGCCGUCACAUUGCUGGAUUCACACCCGGAGGUUCUCAAGAAGGUCCGAGAAGAAGUUGAGUCAAUAUGGAAUAUUGAAUUGAAUUCGUUUAUUACGCCAGAUCAGUUAAUUUCAAUGAAAUACACGCAAGCGGUGGCGCGUGAGGUUGUCAGGUACCGCGCCCCCGCUACGCUCGUGCCACACGUGGCGUGUGAGGAGUUUCAUAUAUCAGAGGAAUAUACUAUUCCUAAGGGUACAAUUGUCUUUCCAUCUGUUUACGAGUCUUCCUUUCAAGGGUUUUCCGAAGCGGACCGGUUUGACCCGGACCGCUUCUAUAAUGAGGAAAGGAGGGAAGAGCAGCUAUUCAAGAGGAAUUUUUUAGUGUUUGGCGCGGGGGCUCACCAAUGCGUUGGGCAAAAGUACGCGCUCAACUUGCUCGUGGUGUUCAUUGCGAUGUUCGCCACGUUGAUGGACUUUAAACGACACCGUACCGACGGCUGCGAUGGUCUCAAUUUCUGUCCCACUAUUUGCCCUAAGGAUGAUUGUUCGGUUUCUCUCUCUAAAAGGUGUUUCAAGUUCCCUACACUUUCCCUCUCCCUUGACCAAGACUAGUGAAUGGACAUUAUUACGCUCGUGUGAUUCUUUUUUCCUUGAUUAUUUUUUUGGAAGAUUCAAUGUUUUUUUUAGAUAAUUCUAGAACAUUAUGUCAUUAGAUUCAGUCUCUACAUAAUAAUAGUCAAGUACUAUUUAGCAUUUAAAUUGA